Messenger RNA from Ailuropoda melanoleuca (giant panda), 1355 nucleotides. It is a transcript of the gene MED22, whose product is annotated as mediator complex subunit 22. Lineage: Eukaryota; Metazoa; Chordata; Mammalia; Carnivora; Ursidae. The record is from RefSeq and is a predicted model, not a curated record. The transcript has 5 exons. Gene Ontology annotation, biological process: regulation of transcription by RNA polymerase II. The coding region runs from base 178 to 780 and encodes 200 amino acids. Gene Ontology annotation, molecular function: transcription coregulator activity. Gene Ontology annotation, cellular component: mediator complex.
CGCUCGGGGGCGGUGCCUUAGCGCGAACUCCGCGGCGAGUCGGAGCCGGCGGCGGGGAGCCAGGACUUCCGGAGAGGGGCGCGCGCUCGUCUGCACCCCGCCCCACCCCGGCACCCAGCUUGGCUGACCCGGGCUCUGCGGACCAGGUGCCGCCGCCGCGCUGCCUGGGGCCCCGCCAUGGCCCAGCAGAGAGCCCUGCCGCAAAGCAAGGAGACGCUGCUGCAGUCUUACAACAAGCGGCUCAAGGACGACGUCAAGUCCAUCAUGGACAACUUCACCGAGAUCAUCAAGACCGCCAAGAUCGAGGACGAGACGCAAGUGUCGAGGGCCACUCAGGGUGAGCAGGACAAUUACGAGAUGCACGUUCGAGCUGCCAACAUUGUCCGAGCCGGUGAGUCCCUGAUGAAACUGGUGUCUGACCUCAAGCAGUUCCUCAUCCUCAAUGACUUCCCGUCAGUGAACGAGGCCAUCGACCAGCGCAACCAGCAGCUGCGAGCCCUGCAGGAGGAGUGUGACAGGAAGCUCAUUGCCCUGCGCGAUGAGAUCUCCAUCGACCUGUACGAGCUGGAGGAGGAGUAUUACUCCUCCAGCUCAAGUCUUUGUGAAGCUCAUGACCUGCCUCUGUGCGAAGCGUACUGGAGGCUGGACCUCGACACAGACUCUGCUGAUGGCCUCUCGGCCCCUGUGCUGGCAUCCCCGGAGCCCACCACUGGCCCCAUGCAGGCUGCGGUCCCUGCCCACUCACAUGCCAGUGGCCCUGGCCCCUCGGAGCACACCUGAGCCUCGCAGGGCUCUUUUCCCUGUGCCCCUAGGUCUUUAGGAAGUCUGGUGUCCCCACCGGGCUUUGGUCCUAUCAGCCUCGCUUCCCUUUGGGGAGCUGCAGUGGCCUCCUUGGGAACUUUAGCCCAGGGACAGCUGCCUCCCCCACCCCCGUGUUGGGGAAAAGUAGUUCCCCAGCCGUUUCCAAGGUGGCCCACCUCCCUCUGAGUGGUCACCCCUGUUCACGAUCCUCCUGGCCUGCUGGGCAGAAGGUUCCUGGACAGUCCUGUUGAGGUCCCAGUAGUGGGGCAGGAGGACGUCCUGCUAUUUAAAAGCUGCAGAGUGGUGCUCAGAGUGGACAAUAUUAGUCAAGUCCAGAUUCCCCCUCUCAGGCCAGGUCUCCUGUGCAGAGCCAUACCUGCUGCCUUGUCCUGAGGGUCCCUGCACUAGCUGACUGUCCCCACAGGGCUGUGGCGGGGGGAGAGAGAUGCUACCUGCUCUCGUGGAAGCCAGGACCAGGACCUUUCUAAUUCCGCCAUAUACGUUCUGGUAGUUUUGUAAUAAGACAGUUGAAUAAAAACAGCACUGCCCUUUUG